UUCCCCCUUGUACGCGCAGAAAGAAUUCACAUCAAAGAAGAGGGAUGACUUUGAAGAUAUCUUGGAGGAGAGGCGGCAGUCCAGUGACCUGAGAUACGCAAUGAAAUGUUUCAACCCUGUUGUUUAUAAAGGGCUUUCACCUUGCAAGCCAAGUGCUAUUAAAACUACCGUUCUACAUUCUGACCAAGUUCAAUAUGUUAUCAGACAGUUAUCAAAGGAGAUGGGUGAGUCCCCUGAUAUUAUACAAGAAGAAGCCAUUGAAAUCCUGGAUGAGAUGGGUCACAAUAUACAGACCAGAGCUAUUAGAUUUUUUGCUCUUACUUUGAGCAAAGUGUUUAAAACCCUUUUCCGCAAGAUUUGUGUGAAUGGAGAAGGAAUUCAGAAAUUACAACAAGCCAUUCAGGAACAUCCAGUUGUCCUGCUACCUAGUCACAGAAGCUACAUGGAUUUUCUGAUGCUAUCGUAUUUGUUAUACACCUAUGACUUGGCUUUGCCUGUCAUUGCUGCAGGAAUAGAUUUCCUAGGAAUGAGACUGGUUGGUGAGCUGCUACGAAAGUCAGGUGCCUUCUUCAUGCGACGUACAUUUGGUGGAGACAAGCUCUAUUGGGCAGUUUUUGCUGAAUAUGUAAAAACAAUGAUCAGGAGUGGCUAUGCACCAAUGGAAUUUUUUCUGGAAGGGACUCGAAGCCGCACUGGCAAGACUCUUACUCCAAAGCUUGGUCUUCUCAGUAUCGUGAUGGAGCCAUUUUUUAAACGAGAGGUUUUUGACACGUAUCUUGUCCCAAUCAGCAUCAGCUAUGAUAGAAUAUUAGAAGAAUCCCUCUAUGCACGUGAACUUCUAGGAGUCCCUAAGCCAAAAGAAUCUACAUCUGGGUUAUUGAAAGCCAGAAAAAUACUCAGUGAUGAUUUUGGAAGUGUACAUAUAUACAUUGGGCAGCCUUUAUCACUGAGAGCCCUGGCAUCUGGGAGAAUUGAUCGACGGCCGUAUAACUUGAUUCCAAGAUAUCUUCCCCAAAGGCCAUCUGAGGAUAUCCAAGAUUUUGUCAACAAUGUAGCCUACAAAAUUGAGCUCCUGCAAAUAGAAAACAUGGUUCUGAGCCCCUGGGUGUUAAUUGCCACUAUCCUACUACAGAAUUUGCCAGCCAUAGACUUUGAUCUUCUGGUGGAAAAGACGCUUUGGCUUAAAGGCUUAACACAGACUUUUGGAGGAUUCCUUGAGUGGCCUGAUCAUCUUUGUGCCAACAAAGCAGUCACAUCCUGCCUUGCCCUGCACUCAAACAUUUUUAUCCUUGUCAAUGGCCAUGUGGUUUUAAAUGAUAAAGACAGUGAAGGAGGAGCCACGGAGGAGCUUGUUUUUAAGCAAGCCCUCGCCAUCCUCAUGUGUGGGUCCUACAGGAACCAGUUGCUAAAUCUGUUUGUGCGUCCAGCUCUGGUGUCAGUAGCAUUACAAAUGACACAAAGCUUCAGAAAAGAGGAAGUCUAUAGCUGCUUCAGCUUUUUGCGAGACCUUUUUUCUGAUGAGUUCAUCUUUUUCCCUGGCAUUGCAGUGAAGGACUUUGAAGAAGGAUGUUUUCUGCUCACAAAAUGUGAUAUAAUUCAAGUCACUGCACAGGAAAUCUUAGUUGCAGAGAAAGGAAGCGCUGCAGUAUCUUUCCUAUCAGCUAUGUUGAGGCCUUUUAUGGAAAGUUACCAGAUAAUCUGCAGGUACCUCUCAAAAGAAGCAAAGGAGGCCUUCACUGAGAAGCAGAUGAUAUCUGGAAUCCGUAACUUUGCUUUUCCGCUUCUCGAGACAGGAAGCUCUCAGUGUUACGAGGUGUUGUCUUCUGAUGUGCAGAAAAAUGCCUUAUCAGCAUUUGUGCGACUACGUGUCGUGGACAAAAUGAAAACGACCAAUGGUGUGACAUACGCUGUAAAGAAAGAUGCCCUCAAUAAAACAGCUGACAUGUUAGAUUCCAGGAUACCUGUGAUAAAACCUGUGACUGCAAGACUUUAAUAUUAAAUGGUUUUACAUGGUGACUGUGGACAGAAUAAGCUGCAAAAAACAUUGAACAGUCCUGAAAUGGAAAAUGGGUAGGAUGCCACAGGAGCACACAUCUGGUCCUUUCCAUUUUGGGAAUUCUGAGUAUGCAAAAGGGGGAGGGGAAUGGAUGUUCUCCAGGUGGAAUACUUUCAUCACCAGUUAGGAACUUUGUCAGCACUGAUGUUUAGAAUGACAUUUGUACCUUUUUAUUAAAAAAUAAUAAUAAUAAUAAAUUAAACCUUACAUA
Alligator sinensis (Chinese alligator) is the source of this 2267-nucleotide messenger RNA. RefSeq names its product glyceronephosphate O-acyltransferase (gene GNPAT). Lineage: Eukaryota; Metazoa; Chordata; Crocodylia; Alligatoridae. Gene Ontology annotation, molecular function: glycerone-phosphate O-acyltransferase activity. The record is from RefSeq and is a predicted model, not a curated record. Gene Ontology annotation, biological process: ether lipid biosynthetic process. The transcript has 16 exons. Gene Ontology annotation, cellular component: mitochondrial membrane; peroxisome; peroxisomal membrane. Bases 101 to 1993 code for a protein of 630 amino acids.